Messenger RNA from Pecten maximus, 8728 nucleotides. RefSeq lists its product as uncharacterized. Gene Ontology annotation, cellular component: cytoplasm; nucleus. Gene Ontology annotation, biological process: signal transduction; peptidyl-serine phosphorylation. The transcript is spliced from 8 exons. NCBI's taxonomy places the organism in Eukaryota, Metazoa, Mollusca, Bivalvia, Pectinida, Pectinidae. Gene Ontology annotation, molecular function: protein serine/threonine kinase activity; ATP binding. The record is from RefSeq and is a predicted model, not a curated record. The coding region runs from base 187 to 3363 and encodes 1058 amino acids.
CCGGAAGCUCAUGAAUAUAAGGAAUGUCAAUGCAGUCGACAGGGAUGUGAUUACUGACAGCGAGCUUAUAACGUGUUCACGGACAAAACUAACAUCACAGAGAGUUUAUAAUGAUGUCCGAGCGAUGGUCAGAUAAUGGGGUAACUUGGACGUAGACAGUCCGGACAUCCGGCCAGGGGGGUCACCAUGACAACUGAGGACCUUCUACAGGCCAACCAGGUGGUCAAGGACCGCUGGAAAGUGGUUAGGAAGAUCGGAGGUGGAGGCUUCGGUGAAAUCUAUGACGGCAUUGAUCAGGUGACCAAAGAGAAUGUUGCCCUCAAACUGGAAUCAGCGAAACAGGCGAAGCAAGUGCUCAAGAUGGAGGUGGCUGUCCUCAAGAAAUUACAGGGACAUGACCAUGUGUGUCGGUUUAUCGGCUGUGGCCGAAACGAGCGGUACAAUUACGUGGUGAUGACCCUCCAAGGUAAAAACUUGGCAGAGCUACGACGGAGCCAGUCACGGGGAUGCUUCACGCUCAGUACGACACUUCGCCUUGGCGCCCAAAUACUCAAAGCCAUUGAGGCAAUACAUGAAGUUGGCUUCCUCCACAGGGAUAUCAAACCAUCUAACUUUGCCAUGGGCAGACUACAGAAGGACAGUAAGAAGGUGUUUAUGUUAGACUUUGGUCUGGCACGACAGUACACCACUCCAGCCGGAGACGUACGCCCACCAAGGGCGGCAGCUGGCUUUAGGGGAACAGUUCGUUACGCUUCAGUGAAUGCACACAAAAAUAAGGAAAUGGGUCGCCACGACGACCUGUGGUCACUGUUCUACAUGCUCGUCGAGUUCCUGGCGGGUCAGUUACCAUGGCGUAAGAUAAAGGACAAGGAGCAAGUGGGUAAUAUGAAGGAGAAGUAUGACCACACACAGCUGCUGAAGAACAUGCCUAACGAGUUCCGAUCAUUCCUUGAGCACAUUCUCAGCCUAGAUUACUUUAACAAGCCUGACUACAGUCUGUUACACAACUUAUUUCAACAGUGCAUAAAACGCAAGGGCAUCAAGGAACCAGAUCCGUAUGACUGGGAGAAAAUCUACACUGAUGGAUCUGUCGCUACGACAAUCACAACUUCACCUCCUAUAGGGAUCAAGGCCACACCAGGAGCAGGAGUGUUGCCGGGUGGCCCUCACACAGCUGGCCAUGGAGCCACAGAAGCUGUUGAUGUCAAUCUCAGCUACAACCAAGAGGACGGUGAACAGGAGGAACGCAAGCUCAAGGAAGGACAGUACAUCCUGGAAAACAAGAACCUACAUGACAUAGACAAUCGACUGCGCGAGGAGGUUGGGGAUAUCGUGCUGGUGCCUCGUAAUCAAAAUGUUAACCAUUUAGAGGCAGAGGAGAAACACCAAAUGGAGCAACUGGUUCAGGAGGAUAACGUGGCCCCACAGGUUUAUUCUGUUGACCCAGAUGAGCGAGGAAACACUGGUGAUGUUCCACCACAAGAUCAGCCCGAUGCACCAAAAACAUCUGGUCUUGAUGUACUUGCAGAUCAACUAACUCGCAUCCUUAAACAAGAUGGGGAAAAAAUGGAGGGUCGGCCUGUACCACGGGAACAACCCCACGAUCAAGUUGGCCCUGGUAUAAGAUUUUCUGAGGAGAUCCUGCCAGACAUGCGGGAACGAGAACAGCACUCCAGUGGUGAGAGACGCCAUAGUAAAGGACGUUACCAUGAAAACCAGCUAUUUAAGGAAAUAAUAGAUCGUAAAGUGCACUCGGCUGCUGUGUCCAACAGAAAAAACAGCCUUGUUGGUGACGAGGAGGCAUCGAACAACCCGGAGUAUCAGCCAGACCCCCUCGCCAGUCGGGCCAUCACCUUCGCUCUCAUGCAGACAGAGGAGAAAACCCACACAGCAGCCGAUGAAAACAUUGAUGAGAAUGCCACAAGGGCAGCACCAUUUACCGUCGCGAGUCAGUGGGGUGCGGUAUCGGCAUUCGGCUCCGAUUCCAACAAUAGUGAUGCUGAUGAUGAGAGUGAAGGCGACGAUGGUAACGACUUGAAAUUAAAACCAUCGCAUAAAUCACGGCGAGGGUUGAUGAACACAUUAGCUGACGAAGAUGAUCUUCGUUUGGACAGCAUUGUUAGGAAUUCGUUAGUGCUACAUGACGCAGACCGUGAAUCACAGGAAAUUCUCCGUAAUUCUCUUGUGUUUCUCGACGAUGAUGCUGAUCAUGGUCAACAAAGAGAAAAAAGUGACUCAGGAUUUCAUUUUAGGAAUUUAUCAGAUCGAAAACAUUCCAGUAGUAGUUUACAAUUUCUCAAUGUACAAGGGAAUGAGAGGACUACUGAUAGCCCGUUAGAGAAAUCCCAAUCUGUAGACAGUAUACAUAGUAAAUUAUCUAGUCCCAGUAGAAUGCCUGAAAAACUAGCCAAGGAAAUAGGCAAUCUGAUAUCCUCUCCACUCAGUAGUCCUUCAAAACAUUUAUUUAAAGGAAAAGACAGUCUGAGUGAUAUUAAAAAAUUAGCUUCCCUAAGUCACCUAAAACCGGUGGGUAAGCCACCUGCUCCCCACUAUAUCUCCGCUCGUAACCACAACACAGAUAAAAGUGCUAUACCCGACACCAACAAAAAACCUGUGCUAUAUCCUAGUUCUGUUAAAACAUUAAGUGAUUCCUCUAAACAGUUGGAUAAUAAAACUGCCAAUAGUGAUGAUGUGAAGGUAAAAAAGAUCAAAGUAGUAGAUAAACAUGAUAAAGGUGGCAUACCGGAGAGACGUGACGUUGUAACUCCAGAACGACGUGCCUCAGAUGGUGGACGCACCGGGAAGAGUAUGAAAAUGUCAACCAUUCCCGAGGAUCAAAACAGCGAAAACAAAUCAGGAGGACCUAAGUCAAGUAAAAGUGCAGACCAAAUCCAUACAACCAAAUCUACUGCCAGUGACAACAGUACGCUAUGCAAGGAUGACAAAGUGCCAAGUCAAACGGAUAAUAAGAUCAGCAGAAAGGACACCAGCUCACAGAAAAAGGAUCUCAAAAAGGAAUCUAGUGUACACAAAAAAGAUUCUAGUUCACAAAAAAAGGAAUCUAGUAUUCUCAAAAAAGAUCCCAUCUCAAAACGCCAGCAGAAGCGUAGGUCAUCGUCAGCAUCACGUGUAUCGGACCGCACUGCUAUGGAGCUUCGCGAAGCUUUGUCAUCAAUUACCCCUGACCCUAAUGAGAAUCCAGAGUCAGACAGCUCCAGGGUACCCAAACCACCGCCAGGACAACCUCCAAAAAAUGCUGUCACGUAUGCAAGAUCUUUGGACCAAGAGGAUCCCAGCACAGAAGUCACCGAGCCCCAGGGAGCCACAUUGAGUUACCAUGGUGAUGAUGAGGAUUCAGGAUAAAUAUGAGAAACUCUACUUAAUUACUGUCAUGACAUCAUGCCACCGCUUGUGAAAUGUUGGUCAAAUAUAGCACUGGUUGUUAAUAUUCUCCGGUUACUGAUGUCUCAAAACAUUGAUGGUUAUUCCAACUUGUUUAAAGGUCACAAUAUCAGAGAUCUGAAGACCAACACCGCUCACAAUAAUCAUGGAUACAGUUUUCAUCAUGGGGGUUUGUCCAAAUGGCUUUGGGUGUGACUUGUCACUGAACUUGUGCUGCCAUCUUGUGAUAUCAAAGAAGAAUUGUGAUAAAAUGGGCAGACAACUGAAUUUUCCUCCUCUCAUACUCUCAACACUAAUGAAAAUACUCUGUUUGUGCAAUAACUGUUUGAUAGUGUGAGACCUGCCUUAAUGUUACAGGAUACAUGUGUGUGGCAUCAGUGUUUGGUGGUGGCCUCAACUUCUUAUUUCAUUUGAGUUACCACUGCUUUGAUAAUAUCCAUGUAGGCUUUCGAUCUAAUCAGGGAUUUUACCAACUAGACAACAUUCAUGGCAAUGUAGAACCAGAAUGAAGGACGUAUCUCACUUUGUUUACCAAGUUCAUAAUUAACAAUUUUUUUUUUUUUCACUGGUAUAGAUUUCUCAGUCGGCAUUAUCAAAAGAUAAAUUGUUUUAUCAUUAUGAUUUUACAUCUGCAGUGACAAGUUUUAACAAAUUCUAUUUAUGACUAAUGACAUUUCCAGUCAGUGUACAAUCUUAACCUUCACAUAGACCAGGUUCACUGUGAUUUGCAUUUUGCACUUUACUUCAAUUUUAUUGUGGUUUUCACAGUUCUGCUGGAUUGUGUUCAGACUGGAAGUGUAGGCAAAAAAUAGAGCCAUCGUUUAGUAAAGAGAACUGUUGAACAUGACUUUUGGGUCAAAUUAUGCAUCAAGGCAACCCAGUGUGUCGUAUAGUUGAUGUAAAAUGUUCGAGAAGCAUUUAUAAUGACCUGUAAUCGGAAACCUGUUUUCAGUUUCAAAUUGUUGUUUCUUAAAAUUUUAAGUGGAUUUUAAAAUUAAGAAUAAUUUGAUGAGCUGAACACUUCUGGGUGAGAUGAGUGUAAUUUGUGACAUCAGUUUCCUGGGACUCCCAGCCAAUAAAAGGCGUAUGUUUUAUAAUGUACUAGAUCACCACAAAUAAAUAUCUCAAUGAUGAUCUCAUAAUGAGAUCUUUUAUAUACUACAAUGUCCUUUUUCACAAUCUUUUUUCAAGUUGAUGAUACUAUUUAUAUCUGCUACAGGGUCCAAAUGCCUUUAAACUAUGUUCCAUGUAUAUCCAUGUUUAAUAGGAUUAUAGGAUAGUUUAAAAGUAUACCCAAGUUGCAAUAAUUUGUUUAUAAUGUACACAAGAUUUUACAAAAUUAUUUGAAUUGAGAUUCUGUGUACUUUGAGUACUAAUGAGUGCCCUGUUUUCUUACAAGUAUUGUGUAUUCCUCAAUCACUGGUCUGAACUCCUUAGGUUCUACUAUUUCUAUCGCUUAGAUUGCUAUGACAACACUGUUAGAAAGGAUGAACGUUUUAUAGUAUAAACCCAUUUUGGAUAGCAAUUUAUUCAAUCAACAUGUCACCAACCUGCAAUGUUCAAAUUAUCCGAUCAUAGCUUUUCAAAAUCAAGUUUAAAAUUAGUAUAAAACAGCCUAGCGAUCACUUUUGUAUUGUACAAAUGUCACAUUAGUUAAUGUAACGAGAUGUUUUAUACUAGCUGCUAAACAUUAUUAUUUUCAUUAUCAGUUGAUUUUCACCAAGUUCAAUUUGAAGUUUUCCCAAAUGCAAUACAGCAUACAAAAAGUAAUUAUACAUAUGUCAGGUGAUCCCUAAUGAGCGGCCAUCAUCAGGUUGAAUGACCAAAUCAGGUGUGUUGGUGACACUGGAUCAGGUGUGUUGGUGACACUGGAUGUUGAAUCAGGUGUGUUGGUGACACUGAAUGCUGAUGCAGGUGUGUUGGUGACACUGAAUGCUGAUUCAGGUGUAUUGGUGACACUGAAUCAGGUGUGUUGGUGACACUGAAUGCUGAUUCAGGUGUGUGGGUGACACUGGAUGUUGAAUCAGGUGUGUUGGUGACACUGAAUGCUAAUUCAGGUGUGCUGGUGACACUGAAUCAGGUGUGUUGGUGACACUGAAUGCUGAAUCAGGUGUGUUGGUGACACUGAUUCAGGUGUGUUGGCGACACUGAUUCAUGUGUGUUGGUGACACUGAAUGCUGAAUCAGGUGUGUUGGUGACACUGAUUCAGGUGUGUUGGUGACACUGAAUGCUGAUUCAGGUGUGUUGGUGACACUGAACCAGGUGUGUUGGUGACACUGAAUGCUGAAUCAGGUGUGUUGGUGACACUGAGUCAGGUGUGUUGGUGACACUGAAUGCUGAAUCAGUUGUGUUGGUGACACUGAAUCAGGUGUGUUGGUGACACUGAACCAGGUGUGCUGGUGACACUGAACCAGGUGUGUUGGUGACACUGAAUGAGGUGUGUUGGGUGUCACUGAACCAGGUGUGUUUGUGACACUGAAUGCCUAUUCAGGUGUGUUGGUGACAUUGAACCAGGUGUGUUGGUGACACUGAACCAGGUGUGUUGGUGAAACUGAACCAGGUGUGUUUGUGACACUGAAUGCCUAUUCAGGUGUGUUGGUGACAUUGAACCAGGUGUGUUGGUGACACUGAAUCGGGUGUGUUGGUGACACUGAAUCAGGUGUGUUGGUGACACUGAACCAGGUAUGUUGGUGACACUGAAUUAGGUGUGCUGGUGACACUUAAUGCUGAACCAGGUGUGUUGUUGACACUGAAUCUGGUGUGUUGGUGACACUAAACCAGGUGUGUUGGUGACACUGAAUCAGGUGUGUUGGUGACACUGAAUCAGGUGUGUUGGUGACACUGAACCAGGUGUGUUGGCGACACUGAAUCAGGUGUUGGUGACACUGAACCAGGUGUGUUGGUGACACUGAACCAGGUGUGUUGGUGACACUGAAUCAGGUGUGUUGGUGACACUGAACCAGGUGUGUUGGUGACAUUGAAUCAGGUGUGUUGGUGACACUGAAUUAGGUGUGCUGGUGACACUUAAUGCUGAACCAGGUGUGUUGUUGACACUGAAUCAGGUGUGUUGGUGACACUUAAUCAGGUGUGUUGGUGACACUGAACCAGGUGUGUUGGUGACACUGAAUCAGGUGUGUUGGUGUCACUGAACCAGGUGUGUUUGUGACACUGAAUGCCUAUUCAGGUGUGUUGGUGACAUUGAACGAGGUAUGUUGGUAACACUGAACCAGGUGUGUUGGUGACACUGAAUCAGGUGUGUUGAUGACACUGAAUCAGGUGUUGGUGACACUGAACCAGGUGUGUUGGUGACAUUGAACAAUGUGUGUUGGUGACACUUAAUCAGGUGUGUUGGUGACACUGAAUGCCUAUUCAGGUGUGUUUGUGACACUGAAUGCUGAUCCAGGUGUUGGUGACACUGAAUGCCUAUUCAGGUGUGUUGGUGACACUAAAUGCUGAUUCAGGUGUGUUUGUGACACUGAAUGCUGAUUCAGGUGUUGGUGACACUGAAUGCCUAUUCAGGUGUGUUGGUGACACUGAAUGCUGAUCCAGGUAUUGGUGACACUGAAUCAGGUGUUGGUGACACUGAAUGCUGAUUCAGGUGUUGGUGACACUGAAUCAGGUGUGUUGGUGACACUGAAUGCUGAUUCAGGUGUUGGUGACACUGAAUGCUCUAAAUCUAUUUUUAGUUUCUAUUUUCCGAAAUGAAACCAACCUAUGGUUUUUAAUUAGGUGAAGUUCACUUUCCUCGACAGCACCACCACAAUCACAUUGGAAACGAUGUUGGCUUUUGAAUAAUCAACCCUUCAAUUCAGCAAUGAAGACAUUAUUGUGAUGAAUAUAUAAAUGCAUUUUUAUUGCAAUGUAUAUCAGAGUACAUUAUUGACACUGAAAAAUAACUUUUAUAUAUCUGGUCUGGUUGGGACAUGGAGACGCACUAUAUGUAUUGUUUGGUAAUUUCAAGGAUUAUCCUACAAACAUUGUAUGGAGGCUGAUAAUAGGCUCUGCCUGAUGACUUUUGCAUUUGUUAUUACAUCUGUACCAUUAAACAGAGGCUUUAUGAUAACCUCUCUUUUAAGACAUUUCCCUGUCCAUGUCAGAUUUACUUUCUUCUUGAAAACAAAAUGUGCACUUAAGAUGCCGACAGUGUCAAGAUGAACAAAAAAUCUUUUAAAUGUCUGAAAAUAUCUGCUAGCAUUGUGUUCUAUUUGGUAGUCGGUAUGGACCAUGUCCAUUUCCCAUACUUUUCUGUUAUCGCCAUGCUGAUACUGUGUUUUGUUACGACUCUAUUAUGUGUUCACUAAGCCAAAUAUAUUUGGUCAUAAAAUGCAAUUAACUCUUAUAAGAUUUAACAAUGUUAAAUGGUUACAAUAUGUGAUUUAGUGAAAGUUCCUAUAGAUAGCUUUGUAUGCGUAUAUUGUUGGUAUAUUAUUAACAAGACGAGAAAUCUGGGAUGGAUGAAUGUUUACGUGUAGUGUGUUGGUGUGUGUGGAGGAUGUCAUACACAAAGUAUAUACAUGUAUGGUUCAUUGUAACGCUUCGCCGACAACCUGACGAUUAAUGGUGAACAUUCACUAAAAUUUAAAAGAUAAUUUGAAAGGAAAUUGUUUUCUGUUUUAUGCCAAUACUGACCAGUGGAUUGUCACUUGUUGAAACAGCAUUUAUUGUCAAGCUUAUAAACAGUAAUUAAAUGUUUAUUGCCAUACUACCUUUUUUCUAAGACAUUUAACCUGUGCUUAGUGUACUUUGUACCAAGAUGUUCUGCCUACAAGAGAGGAUGGAUGUGCGACAUUGAUGAUUGGUUCUCAAGUAGUCUGUAAAAUCUUGCUUAGGAGUUUGGUUAUUAAUUAUCCUUUUUAUUUACUAUUCUAGGAAUCUGCUUGUGAAGCGGUUAAGAUCACUUUUGGUAUGACCACAAUUUUUAAAUGGUUGGGAUAGCUUCCACAGUUUUUAUACACUCGUGCCCAUUGGGACAAAACCAAUUUUAUUUGCCCAUGAUAAAGGACAUUUUAAUCUCGUGUAUUUCUAAUGAAGGCAACAACCACUUCAUUAAAGGUUUUGUUUAACACGUUAUGACUUAAAUCUUCAUGGCAUGAAGUUAUACUAUAAAAGCUUGUGUAAUUAGCCAGGCAUACACAAACGUCAAGAUGAUGGGCAUAAACAUCCUGGCAUUUUCUAAUCCAGUCAGCAGGAUCCAGGCAUUCUUCAUUCUUUAGAAUAUUUAGAAUUAAAAUUGUAUGAAUUGUAUGUGAUGAGUCUGCAAUUACAGAGGCUUACAAGUGUGAAUGAUUUGAUUCAAUAAACAGAUGGGAAGAAUUCAGCAAAAUGA